Messenger RNA from Neltuma alba, 2121 nucleotides. RefSeq names its product pollen receptor-like kinase 3. Lineage: Eukaryota; Viridiplantae; Streptophyta; Magnoliopsida; Fabales; Fabaceae. Gene Ontology annotation, molecular function: ATP binding; protein binding; protein kinase activity. The record is from RefSeq and is a predicted model, not a curated record. Bases 1 to 2070 code for a protein of 689 amino acids. Gene Ontology annotation, biological process: protein phosphorylation. The transcript is spliced from 2 exons.
AUGGCCGUAGCUCCGGCAUUCUUCCGGCCAACUCUCCUCCUAUUCUCCACCUUCUUCAUGGUUUUUCGAUUGGUGAAUUCAAUGUCAGAAGCUCAAGCUUUGGUUAAUUUUAAAGCCUCGUUCUCCGAUCCUCAAGCUCUGAAAGAUUGGGUGGUUAACUCUGUUCCUUUCAAAGAAGGGGAAGAAUGGGACGGGGUCAUCUGCAACCAUGGGGUCAUAUCUGGCAUUCGAUUAGAAGGAAUGCGGUUGUCCGGGAAGAUCGAUGUAAAUCCGUUGCUAGAACUCAAGGGUCUUCGAACUUUCAGCAUUAUCAACAACUAUUUUUCAGGUGCAAUUCCGGAAAUCAAUAGAAUAGGUUUCUUGAGGGCUCUGUACUUGUCGGGAAAUCAAUUCUCCGGCGAGAUUCCGUCGGAUUUCUUCCAGAAAAUGAGGUCUCUGAAGAAACUAUGGCUUAACGACAACAACUUUACGGGUCAGAUUCCGUCGCAGAUUCCUCAGCUCCUCGAGCUACGCCUUGAGAACAAUCAGUUUAGCGGUAACCUCCCGAAUCUUAGCACAACAUUGCUGAUGGAAUUCAAUGUGUCCAACAACAAAUUGGAAGGCGAAAUCCCGUCGAGCUUAUCAAAAUUUAGUGCGAGCUCAUUUUCCGAUAAUUCUGGCCUCUGUGGUGAGAAAUUAAACAAACCGUGUAAAAAUUCAGUUGAAGCGCCAAAACCCAUGGAAAAUACGGAACAAGAACAAAACAAAGAAAGCGCUGCGUCUGAUUCAAAUUCUAGUAGUAAUAGUAACACAGUGAAGAUUGCCGCAAUUGUUGUUGCAUCUAUUUUAGUGCUUCUGGCACUUCUCGCUCUACUCUAUGUUCGAUCAAGGCGAAAGAAGAACGAGAAGGGAAUACUGGGUUCAGUCCGAUCAGAGAGCAACAACGAAGUAUCAUCAGCAUCGGUGGAAGUUCAGGUUGCUGCACCAGAGAAGAAAGAAGAGACAAGUAUAUCCAGGAAAUCAAGUCGUAAUGGUUCCAGCAGAAGGGGGAAGGGUGGCGGCGGCGGCAAUGGCGGCGUCGGAGACCUUGUUAUGGUGAAUAGUGAAAGAGGUGUGUUUGGGAUGCUGGAUUUGAUGAAGGCAGCAGCAGAAGUUUUGGGGACUGGAGGGUUUGGAUCAUCCUAUAAAGCGGUGAUGGCUGAUGGGGUUGCAGUGGUGGUAAAGAGGAUGAGGGAGAUGAAUGUGUUGACGAAAGACGGGUUUGAUGCAGAGAUGAGGAAGCUUGGGAGUUUGAGACACAAGAAUAUCUUAACCCCUCUGGCUUAUCAUUAUAGGAAGGACGAGAAGUUAGUGGUGUCUGAGUAUGUUCCUAAAGGGAGUCUGCAAUAUUUGCUGCAUGGUGAUCGAGGACCAUCCCAUGCUGAACUGGACUGGCCUACUGGUUUAAAAAUUGUGCGAGGGAUUGUUGAAGGGAUGCUUUAUCUUCAAACGCAACUUGCUUCAUCUGUUUUAUCUCAUGGAAAUCUCAAGUCUAGCAAUGUUCUCCUUGGUCCUGAUUUUGAGCCAAUGCUAGUUGAUUUUGGGUCAUGCUCUUUGAUCAAUCCUGCUAAUCUAAGCCAAGCCCUAUUUGCUUACAAGACUCCUGAAGCCUUACAGAACGGCCAAGUUUCUCCCAAAUCUGAUGUUUAUUGUCUGGGAGUUGUCAUUCUUGAGAUCCUCUCUGGGAAAUUCCCUUCCCAAUAUCUCAACAACGGCAAUGGUGGAAUUGAUGUAGUUCUGUGGGCUAACUCAGCAAUAUCUGAAGGAAGGAUAUUAGAGAUGCUUGAUCCUCAACUUGCAAGCUCUAAAAGUUAUACAGGUCAGAUGGAGAGACUCCUCUAUGUUGGUGUUGCUUGUACUGCAAGUAACCCUGAGCAACGACCCGACAUGGUUGAAGCACUGAGAAGGAUAGAGGAAAUACAAAAUAAAGGUGCCCAGGAAUCCGGCUCAAAAGGUCAAGAUGAGUGGUCCCAGAGAAGCUUUGGAUCAAGCAGCGUUGGAAGCCAAUCGGGCCACCGGCACAGUGAGAGUUUUGAUUUUGCCAUUUCCUAAUCCUCUUCGAGACAAGAUAUGUACAAAAUUAGGCACUUGAUCCAUCUCAAC